AUGGGGUUCUCUCCAGGGCCUACGGAUCCUUUCUACGAGCUCAUGCAGCCGCCGCUGGAUGAGACACCUGCGCAGAAGACAGCGCGUCAGAAACGGGAAUUGGAUGCACAGCGCGUGAGCGACCAAAUUGACGAAGACAUCAAACAGGAGCGCGCGAGAGCGAAGAAAAACAAGAGUGUGGUGAAGGUGCUGUUGUUGGGCCAGUCGGAGAGCGGAAAGUCAACGACCCUCAAAAAUUUUCGCAUGAGGUUUGCCGCUGCGGAGUGGGAGAAGGAGCGUCAUGGCUGGCGGUCAGUUGUCCAGCUCAACGUUGUCCGUUCCAUCAUCACCAUUCUCAAAGUGAUUGAGGCCGAGAUGAACGGGGACGUGCCUGCAGACUCGGAGGACGACCAGACUAUGCUCAACGAGGCUAACGGAGUCGAAUCCAUGAAAUUUACCGAUCGCCACCAGCUCUUGAUGAUCAGGCUGGCGCCUCUCAUUGGCGUCGAGGCAGAGCUGAAACGUCGCUUGGGCGCAGGUUCUGAGCCUGUCCCAUCCAUUGCACCCAUGGCGGCGACUCCCUUCGAAGCACCAGAUGUCGAGAACAACGUCCGACGGAAGCCCGAGUUUUACGUCAGGUCGUGGAAGGACGUGCUGGGAGAGGGAUCCUCAAACCCGAAUAUCGAUUCGAGCGCAGCAACCAUCGCUGAUUGCAAAGAUGACAUGAAGGCCUUAUGGGAAGACAAAGCAGUCCGCUUGGCUCUAAAGCGGCGGAGACUUCACUUGAACGACACGGCAGGCUUUUUUCUGAGCGACCUGGACCGCGUUGCGUCGCGGGACUACGCUGUCACUGACGAUGACAUCGUGCGGGCGCGUCUGAGGACCGUUGGGAUCCAGGAGUAUCAGCUGACCUUCAAACAUGGCCCUUGGGACAAUCCGAAGUCGGGGAAAGAGUCGGGAUGGGAAUGGCGAAUUUUCGACGUAGGCGGUUGCCGGACGAUGCGGGCCGCCUGGCUGCCUUACUUUGAUAACGUCAAUGUCAUCAUUUUCCUCUCCCCCGUCUCAGUUUUCGACCAGCGGCUGGAAGAAGACCCAAAGGUCAACCGCCUCGAAGACUCGAUCAUUCUAUGGACAUCCAUCUGCUCGUCGAAGCUUCUGUCAAAAACACAGCUUAUUCUAUUCCUCAAUAAGUGUGACUUGCUCCGGCGCAAGCUAAAACGAGGUGUCAAAGUCAAUCAGUAUCUUCCAAGCUUCGGCGAUCGUCCAAACGAGGUCAUUACCGUCGUCAAAUACCUUCGCGAAAAGUUCAAGGAUCUUCAAAAACAACACUCGCCAGAACACCGGUCCGUGUAUAUCUACCCAACAACAGUCACGGAUACAACCGCGACUGCAACGACGCUGGAGACCGUACGCGAUGGUGUUCUGCGGGAAAACCUCGCAGCUUCGCAGCUCAUAUAA
Molecule: messenger RNA, 1437 nt
Organism: Cyclocybe aegerita
Lineage: Eukaryota; Fungi; Basidiomycota; Agaricomycetes; Agaricales; Hemipholiotaceae
Source: the annotation of a GenBank genome assembly